Molecule: messenger RNA, 6096 nt
Organism: Erinaceus europaeus (western European hedgehog)
Lineage: Eukaryota; Metazoa; Chordata; Mammalia; Eulipotyphla; Erinaceidae
Gene: SP1
Product: Sp1 transcription factor
Exons: 6
Coding region: 163-2523 (786 amino acids)
Biological process (GO): regulation of transcription by RNA polymerase II
Molecular function (GO): RNA polymerase II cis-regulatory region sequence-specific DNA binding; DNA-binding transcription factor activity, RNA polymerase II-specific
Source: RefSeq, a predicted model, not a curated record
GGUGGGGUCUAGAGCGGGCUUGUGGCGCGCUACUCCCUCCUCCUUACCCCCCCCCUCCCUGUCCGGUCCGGGUUCGCUUGCCUCGUCAGCGUCCGCGUUUUUCCUGGCCCCCCCCAACCCCCCCGGACAGGACCCCCUUGAGCUCGCCCCUCAGCUGCCACCAUGAGCGACCAAGAUCACUCCAUGGAUGAAAUGACAGCCGUGGUGAAGAUUGAGAAAGGAGUUGGUGGCAAUAACGGGGGCAGUGGUGGUGGUGGCUUUUCUCAGACUCGAAGCAGCAGCACAGGCAGUAGCAGCAGCAGUAGUGGAGGCGGUGGAGGGCAGGAAUCCCAGCCAUCCCCUUUGGCUCUGCUGGCAGCUACUUGCAGCAGAAUUGAGUCACCCAAUGAAAACAGCAACAACUCCCAGGGCCCAAGCCAGUCAGGGGGCACAGGUGAGCUUGACCUCACGGCCACACAACUCUCACAGGGCGCCAAUGGCUGGCAGAUCAUCUCUUCCUCCUCUGGGGCUACCCCUACCUCAAAGGAACAGAGUGGCAGCAGUACCAAUGGCACCAAUGGCAGCGAGUCUUCCAAGAAUCGCACAGUCUCUGGUGGGCAGUACGUUGUGGCUGCCACCUCCAACUUACAGAACCAGCAAGUCCUGACAGGACUACCCGGAGUGAUGCCUAAUAUCCAGUAUCAAGUAAUCCCGCAGUUUCAGACUGUUGAUGGGCAACAGCUGCAGUUUGCUGCUACUGGGGCCCAAGUGCAGCAAGAUGGCUCUGGUCAAAUACAGAUCAUACCAGGUGCGAACCAACAGAUCAUCACAAAUCGAGGAAGUGGAGGCAACAUCAUUGCUGCUAUGCCAAACCUACUACAGCAGGCUGUCCCCCUCCAAGGCCUGGCUAAUAAUGUGCUCUCAGGACAGACUCAGUAUGUAACCAACGUACCAGUGGCCCUGAAUGGGAAUAUUACCUUGCUACCUGUUAACAGCGUGUCUGCAGCUACCUUGACUCCUAGCUCUCAGGCAGUCACCAUCAGCAGCUCUGGGUCCCAGGAGAGCAGUUCACAGCCAGUCACCUCAGGGACUGCCAUCAGUUCUGCCAGUUUGGUCUCAUCACAGGCUAGUUCCAGCUCCUUUUUCACCAAUGCCAAUAGCUACUCAACAACUACUACCACCAGCAACAUGGGGAUUAUGAACUUUACCACCAGCGGAUCAGCAGGGACCAAUUCUCAAGGCCAGACACCCCAGAGAGUCGGCGGACUACAGGGGUCUGAUACUUUGAACAUCCAGCAGAGCCAAACAUCUGGGAGCUCACUGCAGGCAAGUCAGCAGAAAGAGGGAGAGCAAAGCCAGCAGACGCAGCAGCAGCAGCAGCAAAUCCUUAUCCAGCCUCAGCUAGUUCAAGGGGGACAGACCCUGCAGGCCCUCCAGACGCCGUUGUCAGGGCAGACCUUUACAACUCAAGCCAUCUCCCAGGAAACCCUCCAGAACCUCCAGCUUCAGGCUGUUCCAAACUCUGGCCCCAUCAUCAUCCGGACACCCACAGUGGGACCCAAUGGACAGGUCAGCUGGCAGACUCUUCAACUGCAGAACCUUCAAGUUCAGAACCCACAGGCCCAGACAAUCACCUUGGCCCCAAUGCAGGGUGUUUCCUUGGGGCAGACCAGUAGCAGCAAUACCACCCUUACACCCAUUGCCUCAGCUGCCUCCAUCCCUGCCGGCACCGUCACUGUGAAUGCUGCUCAGCUCUCCUCCAUGCCUGGCCUCCAGACCAUUAACCUCAGUGCGCUGGGUGCUUCAGGAAUCCAGGUGCACCAGCUUCCAAGCCUGCCUUUGGCCAUAGCGAAUGCCUCAGGUGAUCAUGGAGCUCAGCUUGGCCUCCAUGGGGCUGGUGGUGAUGGACUACAUGACGACACAGCAGGCGGAGAGGAAGGAGAGAAUAGCCCCGACCCCCAGCCCCAAGCUGGUCGAAGGACCCGGAGGGAAGCAUGCACGUGCCCCUAUUGUAAAGACAGUGAAGGAAGGGGCUCUGGAGAUCCUGGCAAAAAGAAACAGCACAUUUGCCAUAUCCAAGGCUGUGGCAAAGUCUAUGGCAAGACUUCACAUCUACGGGCACAUUUGCGCUGGCAUACAGGCGAGAGACCAUUCAUGUGUACCUGGUCAUACUGUGGGAAACGCUUCACACGCUCAGAUGAGCUACAGAGGCACAAACGCACACACACAGGUGAGAAGAAAUUUGCCUGCCCUGAGUGUCCCAAGCGCUUCAUGAGGAGUGAUCACCUGUCGAAGCAUAUCAAGACCCACCAGAACAAGAAGGGAGGCCCAGGUGUAGCCCUGAGUGUUGGCACUUUGCCCCUGGACAGUGGGGCAGGUUCAGAAGGCAGUGGCACUGCCACCCCUACUGCCCUUAUCACCACCAAUAUGGUAGCCAUGGAGGCCAUCUGCCCUGAGGGCAUUGCCCGUCUUGCCAAUAGUGGCAUCAACGUCAUGCAGGUUGCAGAUCUGCAGUCCAUUAAUAUCAGUGGCAAUGGCUUCUGAGAUCAGGCACCCAGGGCCAGAGACAAAUGGGCCAUACCCAUCAACCCUGGGGUGCACAGUAGCAUGGGUCCAAGAGACAUGUGGGGGGAGAGAGCCACGAGGCAUUAAAAUGCAUGGUGGUGGGAAGAGUUGGGGAGGGACACAAGAGAAGAGACGGGGUCCUGGCUCCCACUUAGAUCAUCCAUACCUUCUUGAAAUGGGAAGCAUUAGAGAAAGUUCUGCCGGUGCCACCCUCUAAACAUUUGUUUGACCCCAGUUUCUUCUUACCCCAACCUCCCUUCCUGCGCAUUUCUCCUCUCAGAUCCCCCAUGAUGGAUCCCCCCCUUUCCUAAAGCCAUCAUGCCUUGAUAAAUAUAUAUGAUCAUUGAAAUUCUUUUUAACAAAAAAACAGAUUCUAUAUUAUAUAUAUAUAUACGUAUAUAUAUAUACAUAUAUAUAAAAGAUAUAUAGAGAUGCAUUCACAGGGGUUGGCUGGGAGGAGGAAAGACACCAUUCUGUGACCAAAAUACCUAGGUCAUUUUUUUUUAUUAUUAUUAUUGCCUUAUUUUCCUAUGGCUGAGCCUUGUUGCAACACAUCAAGCUUUUCUAUAGAUGUUUUCUUGGCUUCCCACCAGAUUAAGCAUUCAUACACUCUGCUUUUAGUAUAUAUAUAUAUAUAUAUACACACACACACACACACACACACACAUACAUUCACACACAUAAUGUCUGUCCUUUCUUAAUUUUAUCUUUUGUUUGGGAUCAGCUGCUUGCACUCCUUUUCUGACUCCUUUUCUGACUCAACCCUUAUUGUCUUCCCUUCUCUCACCUCAUCACGUUAUCUUUUAUUUUUGGGAGUGAUCCCUGGAUGAGGCACUUCUGUUAAUCUUUUUAAACUCUGGUGUCCCAGCUGCAGAAUGGAGAAGCCUUGAAGUAUGGUGUGGUUCGAGAUAGUUGUGGAGAGAGUAUUCAAAAUACUACUGACGCAGGCACCCUGAUGGUGCUGGAGAGUGUAAGGAAUCUCUCUUCAUUAGCUGCUCUAAGCAUCAGGAAUCAGAAGUAUUUCUAUUAAGUUGUGCAAGAGACCCUUUGGAGGUUAUAAUUUGGGAUCAGUUUAUGUAACUGUCAAAAGAUGGUCAAAUUAAAAGGGGCUUUCAAUAGGAAAAAUUAUAUAUUCAGAAGCAGAAAUGACUCUUAGUAGUCUGGUUCAGGAGCUAGUGAAAUAUCUAGACUUACACAGCUGUCUUCCAAGGUAGCUUUAAGCUAUGACGUGUGUGUGGGCUUCUGAGUUCUGAGUUCACAUUCUGAAGGCAAUACGUUUCCUAUUUUGAACAUGCCCAGUUGUUUUCUUUCCUAUUAUGUUCUUAAGGAGCACCAGCCAAUCUGCUCCGAGUUUCCACUCUGUAGAACGUAAGUGUGGGUACUAGUGGCAAGGCAGUGGUUCUUUGAUCUUCUCCCUUAACUCUCAGAUGGCUCCUAAGGGAAGAAGGAAGCACGCAAUCAUGGGAAUGCUAACCCUGAGCAAAAAGAAAUCUUGUCUUACCACUAUGGUUUAUAGGAGAGAUCAGGAGAAAACCAUUUUUCUUUCUCCAUGACCUAUUUCCUCAAGAGACUGAUCCAAAAAUUAUAGCGGCAGGGAACUCUUAGUGCAUUUGGCACUGAGACUUAGUGCAACCAGAGUUGUCCUCAAGGCCCAGCCAUUAAAACUUGUCUCUCUUGACUUUCUGGUAUCUUGUCAGAGAGCUUUUUCACUGUGAGGAAGUGUGGAGAUGGCUGUGUGGAUGUGUGUAAUCUGUUAGGUUGGGGAUAGGUUUUCUGUUAGCCAAAACUAAAAGAGACCUGCAAUAAAGAAUUACCCUGAUCUGAUAGAAAGUGAAGUGUUUGUGUAUGGCUGUGUGUGAAUGUGUGUUUGUGCCUGUAUAUAGCUACACACAAAUGAAAAACUAUAUUUGAAAUUGUUAGAAAAAUAAAUCAAAUUCAGAUCAAAAUGCCUUUCAGGCCCAUUACCUAGAAAUCUACCUUAAAACCUGGGUAUGUUCCUGAGGUCAUUUUCUUUUCUUAUGCUAAAUUAGUUACAAUUAUGAAUAUACUAUUGCACUUUUAAAAGAAGAAACUAUUUUUGUGUUUCAAAGUGAAGCCAACAUCCAGGUCUAUAGCAGAGUCCUAUAUUCCUUUCACAAGUCUUUUUACCUUGACUACAAAUAGAUGAUGCUAUGAUUCUACUAUAUAUUUUUUAUAAAAUCUAUCCAAAUUAGGGUUUUGGGUAAGUUUGUGUUGUUUAACCUAAAAUACAGUAACUUAAUAUUCUUAAAGAAAGAAAGAAAAAAAAAAAAAACAGCUCACUCCAUUGGACCCUUUCUGGGCAGACCUAACAUUGUUUAUGUAACACUCAGGAACAAUUGACAAGGAACUCUCCCCAGGUCAGUCCUGUUGAUGCUGAAGUCAAAGUCGCCCGUCCCCAACCAUUUUCCACCUUUAUCCCCACUGGAAGGCAGAAAUCAAAACCUGGUGUUUUCUCUCUGUAAUCAUGUACACAGGCAUCUUGGAAGGAAAGGGACAGGAGAACUCACACAAGUGUGCAGUAUUUUGCUAGGGCAUCUCAAGGAAUGGCAUCUUCUCUAGUAAAUUGUUCGAUGUGAACUAGCUUGACGCUGAGGACUACAGUCGUGUAGGUCAUUGUUCAUGAUUCUCUGGGAUGGAAUGCUGGUGUGCCCUGGACUCUCUUUGUUGGCAUGACUAGGAGUGAAUUUACAUCCAGUUCUUUUCACUUGCCCUAUUUCCUUCUCACUAGGGAAACCCCAUAGCCAGUAUCUCUGGCCUCCACAACAGAAGCAACUGGUGCUUUUGUUUCCCCUCAGCAGAGAACCACUGAGUCUUCUACAGGAAGGUAGGAGCCAACAUUCCUUGAGUCAGGAGCUUAUUGCUGAAAGUCCCUCCCUCUGGACUUCUGGCCAGCAGAAAUUAAUGUAACUGACAGGCAUUGAUUCUGACUUUUUUUUUUUAAGUUGCUUUUUAAAAAAUUUUUUUUAAAUGACCAAACAUUGCAGGACAGGGCAGGGCAGGGCCUGCCCAAUGAAGUGAUACUAUUAAGGCACUUGCUCCUUGGCCCUUCAGGUUGCCCGUUCACAUUCAUCUGCUUAUUAUCACUUGACUGUCUCCCCUUUUACCCAGAGCAGUAUCAAUCCACACCAUCUUCUGUCAGGGACCUCCCAGCCGGCACUCUGUGGGUGUUUUGCAGAAUGCAAUUUAAUGGAUGUUUCUCAGCCUGGUUCAGAAUAAACAGAACCUUUGAUCUCAGAAUAGACUGAAGUGUAGGGUAAAGAUUAUGAUUGGGGGAGGGUUAGAGACAAAAGCUGUAAAUUACUAUGGCUGAUUUAUUUCUACUAUAUACAUAUAUAUAUAUUUUUUUGCCUUUGUAUAUCCUAUAUAGGAAACUAAGCAUUGUAUUUUUUUUUAACAAAUUUGAGAAAGCACUAUGAACUGCAGAUGUUUGACUUUCAGAAUAUAUUUUGUAUUGUUCAUAUCUACACAUUGUGUGAAUGAAUACUGGAAGCUGCAGAUCUUUGCUAGGACGCAAUAAAUUUAUAGACUUUU